AUGGAUAUGAACCCUGGCUUCGCUGGCGUCCCUGCCAACAACGGUGCCCCUUCUGGCCCUAUGGCCUUCUCUAACGGCACUCCUCCUGCCCCUGACAUGGGUCAAGUUGCCCCUCCUCCUGGAGCUGGCCCUGACUCUCCCAAGACCACCCUGUGGAUGGGUGAGCUCGAACCUUGGAUGGAUGAGAACUUUAUCAAGGGAGUCUUCCUGUCUGCGGCUCAUGAAAGUGUGAACGUUAAGGUCAUCCGCGACAAGAACUCUGGUAAUGCCGGAUACUGCUUCGUCGAGUUCGCCAGCCCUGAGUCUGCUACCAAGGCCCUCGGCAUGAACGGUCAGCCUGUGCCUAACAGCUCUCGCUCUUUCAAGCUCAACUGGGCCUCCGGUGGUGGUCUCGUCGAUCGACGUGAUGACCGCGGUCCCGAGUACAGCAUCUUCGUUGGCGACCUUGGCCCCGAGGUCAACGAGUACGUCCUGGUUUCCCUCUUCCAGGCUCGCUUCCCCUCUUGCAAGUCUGCCAAGAUCAUGACCGAUGCUAUGAGCGGCCAGAGCCGAGGCUACGGUUUCGUCCGCUUCUCCGAUGAGAACGACCAGCAGCGCGCUCUCGUCGAGAUGCAGGGUGUCUACUGCGGCAACCGACCCAUGCGCAUCUCUACUGCUACCCCCAAGAACCGGGGCAACCACGGCUUUGGUGGUCAAGGACCCCCUAACGGCAACCCCAUGAUGGCUGGUAUGCCUCAGCAGCAGAUGUGGAACGGUGGUGGUAUGCAGGGUUUCCCUUACGGAGGAUUCAACCCCGCUACCCAGAUGAACCAGUUCACUGACCCCAACAACACCACCGUCUUCGUCGGAGGUCUUUCUGGCUACGUCACCGAGGAUGAGCUUCGAUCAUUCUUCCAGGGCUUUGGUGAAAUCACCUAUGUCAAGAUACCACCUGGCAAGGGAUGCGGUUUCGUUCAAUUUGUCCACCGCCACGCCGCCGAGAUGGCCAUCAACCAGAUGCAGGGUUACCCCAUCGGAAACUCCCGCGUCCGCCUCAGCUGGGGCCGAUCUCAGAACAACUCCGGCGUCGGCACUCCUUACCGACCUGCCCCUCCCCCUCCCCACUACAUGGGCAUGCCUAGCCAUGGCGGACCCGGCAACUACGGUCCUCAGCACUUUGGCGGCCCCGCUCCUGGCCCUCAGGGACCUCCCGGGCCCCCUGGUCCUCCCGGCCCCAACGGACCUCCUCAGGAGUAUUAA
This is a messenger RNA of Fusarium coffeatum, 1239 nucleotides long. RefSeq lists its product as uncharacterized. The transcript is spliced from 4 exons. The coding region runs from base 1 to 1239 and encodes 412 amino acids. Gene Ontology annotation, cellular component: cytosol. Gene Ontology annotation, biological process: mRNA splice site recognition. The record is from RefSeq and is a predicted model, not a curated record. NCBI's taxonomy places the organism in Eukaryota, Fungi, Ascomycota, Sordariomycetes, Hypocreales, Nectriaceae. Gene Ontology annotation, molecular function: mRNA binding.